Messenger RNA from Leptopilina heterotoma, 2842 nucleotides. It is a transcript of the gene pn, whose product is annotated as exopolyphosphatase PRUNE1. NCBI's taxonomy places the organism in Eukaryota, Metazoa, Arthropoda, Insecta, Hymenoptera, Figitidae. The transcript has 6 exons. The record is from RefSeq and is a predicted model, not a curated record. Gene Ontology annotation, cellular component: cytoplasm. Gene Ontology annotation, molecular function: exopolyphosphatase activity. Bases 414 to 1538 code for a protein of 374 amino acids.
UUGGCUAAUUGACAUAUUGUUUAAAAAUUAUUUUGUCGCUAAAUAAUAUAGAAAUAGUGUUGAAAAAAGGGAAAAAAGUUAUGCGAACGAUAUAAAAAUUUAGUGCACGGGAUAAAUAUCUAAAUAUUGCAAUUUAUUGUCAAAUGCUUUUUUCUUGAUUAAUUCUCGUCUUGUCUCUCUCUUUGACAAUCGGGUGUUGCCGACUGUCAGUGCACUUUAAUCUACUAUUUGAAGAAGUUUGUAAUAUUACUCAUUGACAAUUUGUUUCCGAAAGAGUAUUUUGUUUAUAUAUUUCAAAACUUAAUGUGUGGAAAAUUAUCCUGUCGUAAUUAACUGACAUUCGUCUAUUCGGGAUAUUAGCGGUAACAUAACCUCUAAAGUGUCAUCUCAAUUUUUUCGCUCGCAAUUAAAAGAUGGAGAAGUUCCUUGUGAAAUCGAAACAAGCUCUGACGAAUUUGAGUGUUUAUGAAAAAGUACGAAUUGUACUGGGAAAUCAAAGUUGCGAUUUAGAUUCGGCAGUUUGUGCAUUAGUUCAAGGACUCUUUCAAUAUUACGAUGUAGAAAAGGAGAAUCGAACAAAUCGAACUAAUGUUGCAGUGAUACCGGUUAUGAAUAUUCUUGAAAAGGAAUUUCGUGUCAAAACUGAGGUCCUUUAUUACCUCAAGCAUCAUAAAGUACCCUUGAGUUUAUUGACGUUUCGAGACCAAAUCGAUCUUCACGCCUUGAAUGUGGAUAACAAAUUGGAGCUAGUUUUGGUCGACCAUCACACUCUCACCGAUGAGGAUUCGUCGCUGGCAGAUUCAGUCGUAGAAAUUAUUGAUCACCGUCCCCAAGAUGCAGCUUGGAAGUGGACCGGCAAAAGGAUUAAUCUACAAACGGUUGGCAGCUGCGCCACUCUUGUCGCUAAAACCGUACUCGAGAAACAUCCAAAUUUAAUUGAUUCACAAAUAUCAAAUUUAUUACGUGGGCCAAUUCUCGUGGACACUUGUAACUUUUCAAGGGAAGCUGAUCGGGCAACGCCGACAGAUUUCGAGGUGAUUCAAAGUCUAGAAGAGGUCGGUUCGUUGGACACUGAAAGGGACGUUGUCUACAGAGAAAUUCUCUCGGCUAAAACCGACAUCAGUGGUUUGACUCCGGGCGAUUUGAUGAUCAAGGACCUAAAAGUGGUCAAUGGAGUGCCUAUUGUUGGAUUUCCAAUUCUAGUUAUGGACUUUCUCGCAUUAAAUGAUGCCUUCGAAGCAAUUGGUACAUUCACAAAAAGCAGAUAUUGCUCGCUCACAGUACUCAUAGGAAUGGAUUUAAAAAACAACACCGUAUCUCGAGACAUUGGUGUCUUCUCAUUGGAUUUGAAUGAAUUGGAAAAUAAAAUUAUAAAAGCCUUAACUUCAUCGACCGAUCCAAAUCUCGAUCUAAUGGAAGAGAGUAGACAUCAUGGAAAAGGAAUGAAUUUGAUCAUCUACCGACAGAGAAACGUGCGGGCAACUCGCAAGCAAAUACUACCGAUUAUACAAAGUGCAUCGACAGGAUGUCGUUGUUGACUGUUGUGCAGCCCUCGUCCCUUCCCUUCCAACCACACGCAAAAGUAAAUAGUGAACCUCCCAUUAAAUGAAUUAGCAUGUGGUAAUUAUACAAAUCGUCCCCUUUUCUCAAAACUAAAUUCAUAAAGUGAAAAUAAAUUGACAAUGCCGUUGGCUGUAAAAAAAACAAAAAAAAAAAACAAGAAACCAGAAUGAAAUAAGAAUCAAAUCAUUUCCAUACAAAGUAACUUCGAGUAAAAGUUAUAUACAUAUCCUUUUCGUUUGUUUUUCCAUUCAGGACGAAAAAAAGUAUCAGCUCAAAGGAACUUGUUCGCCUUAUAUUUUUCAUAUACAUAUAUAAGUUUCACGGAGAAAUGCGAUAUGCAUCUCGCGUAAAGUGCAACAAUGGAACGGACGUCCUUUGUGUACUGAGAAAUCGAAGGUCGACCAAUUUUCAAGGAGCAUAAACAUCCCGAGGGAGGAGAGAAAAAGAGAGAGUGAGAGAGAGAGAGAGAGAGAGAACGAAGCGAACUUGCUUCCAUCGACAGGAGGCCGUCUGUUUAUUUUUCAUUUCCCUGAGUCGUUGCUCCACAACCAACUAGACGUCGCCAGGCUCUCGAAUCACUAAUUUCCCAGACGUACACACCAUGAAAUCUGGUAAAUAAACCAAACUUUUUGAACUGGUCGAUGCGAGAGGGAAAAGGGCGAGAAAGAGAGAGAGAGAGAGAGAAGUAGAAGAGAAAAAAACUGCCAUCGAGAAAAAUCAAAAGAAAAUAAAAUAAAUUCAAGGUAUUUAAAUUGAAUAAUUUUAAUUAUUUCUCUCAAUAUAUUUUUUUGGUUGUCUGCUUCUUCUUUUGGAAGAAUAUUUGAAUUUUUCCCAAUGAUUUCCUUUUCGAAUAGAGUAAAGGAAAAAUAAUUAGUCAAUUAGCGUUGAAAAAAAACUUGAAACUCUAGUAAGAAUCUUGGUUCAAAUUUAAUUAGACAUGAAAAUCCGUUUGGUAUGAAAAGAAUUGUCGAUUUUCUCCCCGAAUUGAUAGAAUAUGUAUUUUAAAAUGUAUAAUAAUUAGACGGAUAAUGAAAAGUAAUUUGGAAAAAGUUCGUUUUGCGAAAUGAAGGAGGGAAAAGGGAGUAAAAAUGUUUUUAAAAAAGUAAAACAAUCCAGAAGAGUCGAAUAAGGAAGGAAAUAAGAAUUCAGAAAGAUGAAGUCGAGGAAAUCGAAGAAAUGAAUGGACAGAAGAAAAUAGAGAGAGGAAAAUAGGAGGAAAAAAUGUGAAGAAGAAAAUGGAAAGGAUAAAAUGCAGGGAAGAAAAUAGAAAGAAAAAAUA